UUGUGAAAAAGAUUAAUUAAUUUGCAUUCAUCAGUAUUCCCCUUGAACCAUUUUUUCCCCCAAUUCUUCAUCGUUACAUAAUUCACCUAUACAUACAUAUAAUUUACAUACAAUAUCAUUUCGAUUCGAUUCAGAGCUUCUCCGAUCACCAACAAUGGCGGCUCCGCCAUCAUCAUCUUCGGCCGCAAACAUCAUGCUAGCCGUCUUCGAGAAGAAGACAGUCACCGUUGAUCUCUACCGUCCUCUUCGAAACUACAUAGUCUUCAAUUACUCAGAACGCGAAGCCCAAAACCUCGAAGACGAUCUCCAAACCCUAAAACAACUGCGAUCCGAUCUCGAACGCGCCACCGUCGACUCCCUCACGUCCCGCCGCGACCUCCUCCAAAGCUACUACAAAGCCCUCUGCGCCGUCGAGUCCCGGUUCCCGAUCUCCAGCGACAAGGACCACGUCAACGCCGUGACUUUCACUUGGCACGACGCUUUCAAGAACAAGCUCAAGGCUUCGCAGCAGAACAUUCAUCUCGAGAAGGCCUCUGUGUUGUUCAAUUUGGGGGCUGUGUAUAGUCAGAUUGGGCUUAGCUUCGAUCGAGCUGAGAUUGAAGGAAGGAAGCAAGCUUCGCAUGCGUUUAUGGCUUCAGCUGGGGCGUUUGCGUUUUUGAGGGAUAAUGAGUCGAUGAAGGCGUCGAUUGGGAGUUCGGUAACUGUGGAUGUGUCGGUGGAGUGUGCGGGGAUGUUGGAGAGGCUUACGCUGGCGCAAGCUCAGGAGAGCGUUUUUGAGAAUACUAUUGCUAAAGGGAGUACUCAUGGAGUUUGUGCUAAAAUCUCAAGACAGGUUGGAAUCUACUAUGAGGAAGCUUUGGCUGCACUAAAUGUUGCGCCUCUCAAGGAGCAUUUCGACAAGACCUGGUUAUCUCAUAUUCAGCUGAAGGCAGCCUUGUUUUAUGCUGAGGCUUGCUAUAGGUAUAGUUUAGAGCUGCAUGAGAAAGAUGAGAUUGCUGAAGAAAUUACUCGGUUGAGGAGUGGGAUUAAUGCUUUAACCGAGGCAAAGAAAUCAUCCUCAAAGGGUGCUGCACAGCAGCUUCUGGAUGCAAUUAAUAAAUUGGAAGGGAAUCUAAAUCGUAACCUGGAGAGAGCUGUGAAGGAGAAUGAUAGAGUUUACCUCAUGAGAGUUCCUCCUGCCAGUUCUUUACCUCCUCUUCCUGCAUUUUCUUUGGUUAAGUCUAUGCCGAUGACUGAACUACUGGACGCAAGCAAGGAGAAAUGGUUUGCAAGUCUUGUCCCUGACAGCAGUGCAAAAGCUCUUUCAAGAUACACUGAAAUGGUUGAUGAAAUUAUCAGAACACAAGCUGAGAAACUGCAACAAGGGAGUGAGCUAGCCCGAGUGAGGCUCAAGGAAAUGGACUUGCCUGAUUCAAUUCUUGCUCUGGAAGGGAAUUGCACCCUGCCAACUACUCUUAAAGACGAUGUUGAGGCAGUUCAAAUCAGUGGAGGCCCAACUGGUAUGGAAGCUGAGCUACAACAGCUUAGAGAUUUGAGGAGGGUAAACCAGGAGUUGCUGGUCCAAACUGAGGAGCUCUUGCAGAAAGAAGCUACAGAAGAUGCUCAGUUUAGAACCCAAUUUGGAACACGGUGGACUAGGCCUCAGUCCAAUACUCUUACAAAGAACUUGCAAGAUAGGUUAAAUAGAUUUGCAGGAAAUGUGAAGCAAGCUGCAGAAAGUGAUGCCCGGAUUGAGCGUUCAGUGAGAGAUAAUUCAGCACUAAUGUCAAUCCUUGACCGACAUCCGAUCGAAUCUGCCCUUCCUACACUUGCUAAGCCUAUAAUGUCUUUGGAUGCCAAUGAAGAUGCCAUAUUGGGGGCCCUGAAGCUGAGCUUGAGGCAAUUGGAGACUCUUGGUGCUCAACGUGCAGGGCUUGAAGACAUGCUCAAAGAGAUGAAGAGGAAGGAUGAUAUAUUACCCAAGUUGAUGGCAUCUACUGGCUCAUAUGAGGAUCUUUUUAGGAAGGAGAUAGCAAAGUAUGAUCACAUAUGUGAAGAAAUUGCACAGAAUAUUGAGGCUCAGGAACAACUGUUGCUACAAAUUCAGGCUCAAAAUGAUGAAUUUGCAGCUGUCUUUAACCUUGAGGACUAUAAAGUAUCUCGUGAGAAGAGCUAUAAGCAGAUUGAAGCUGCCAUAGCAAAGUAUCAAGAAAUUAAAGAAAACAUCAAUGAGGGACUGAAAUUUUACGUUACUCUUCAGGAAGCUAUUACAAACAUAAAGCAGCAGUGCAGUGAUUUCGUGAUGACCCGAAACAUUCAGUGCCGAGAAAUGACUGAAGACGUACAGAGACAAAUGGCUGGUUUCAGUUUUCAGGAUAAGAACACAGGUGCUUCCAACUACCAAAGAGUGGGACCGCCUCAUCAAACUCAAAGAGCCUCUUCGCAGCAACAAAUAGAUCCCGGAAACACGCCCCAUCCUCGUCCUCAGACAAAUUACUACCAGCAACGUCCUGAGCAGCCAACAAUGCCCGGUUAUGCCCACCCCUCACCUCCUUAUGGCACUCCACAGCAGUCGCCACAGCCGCCUUACCAUAUGGCGGCGGCUGGUGGCUCUCCAUACCCACCACAGCAACAACCACAGCCAGCUGGGACCCACGAGUAUGGCCAACCUGCAUAUCCGGGGUGGCGUGGUCCAUACUACAACGCUCAAGGUCAGCAAGCAGGUACUCACCCUCGGCCUCCUUACACCGUUCCGUCUCCAUAUCCUCCUCCCCAGAGUGGUUAUUACAAGCAAUAGUUGGCAUACUUCAUAUCCCCCUCCCUCUUCUUCUCGAUUUGCUAUGUACAAAUUAUAAUUAUUUGAUGUGUAUGUGCGUUACUUGGGUCGUCGCCAAUCAUACUCAUGUAUAGAGUGUUUUGUUUUGCUAUACAGUUAGGAGUUGUAUAAUAAUUUUGAUUUCAUCUGUGGAUCACAUUUUGCAUGUAUGCAUUCUGGAUAUUGAUUUUGCAGCUUGACAUUAUGCUAUUA
This is a messenger RNA of Camellia sinensis, 3007 nucleotides long. RefSeq names its product vacuolar-sorting protein BRO1. Gene Ontology annotation, cellular component: endosome. The record is from RefSeq and is a predicted model, not a curated record. Gene Ontology annotation, biological process: protein transport to vacuole involved in ubiquitin-dependent protein catabolic process via the multivesicular body sorting pathway. Gene Ontology annotation, molecular function: protein binding. NCBI's taxonomy places the organism in Eukaryota, Viridiplantae, Streptophyta, Magnoliopsida, Ericales, Theaceae.